Tauraco erythrolophus (red-crested turaco) is the source of this 1230-nucleotide messenger RNA. The record is from RefSeq and is a predicted model, not a curated record. Lineage: Eukaryota; Metazoa; Chordata; Aves; Musophagiformes; Musophagidae.
GUCCCUUCAGAUCCUCCUGCUUCCAAAAAGCCCAAAAUAGAUGACUCUGCUUCCCAAUCUCCAGCUUCUACUGAGAAGGAAAAGCAAUCCAGUUGGUUACGGUCCUUAUCCAGUUCAUCUAAUAAGAGCAUUGGCUGUGUCCAUCCCCGUCAGCGUCUCUCAGCUUUCCGGCCCUGGUCCCCUGCUGUAUCAGCAAAUGAGAAAGAGCUCUCCACCCAUCUUCCUGCCUUGAUCCGAGACAGUUUUUACUCCUACAAAAGCUUUGAGAAUGCUGUGGCCCCCAAUGUGGCACUUGCACCUCCAGCCCAACAGAAAAUCGUCAGCAACCCGCCCUGUGCCACGGUCGUGUCACGAAGCAGUGAGCCACUGAGCAGCUCUGUGCAGCCACGGAAAAGAAAACUUGCUGCAGAGAACACAGCUGUCCCAGAAGCAGCAGCCACUGCUGCCCCCGCCGCUGAAGAGGAUAAGGAAUCGGAAGCAGAAAUUGAAGUAGAAACCAGGGAAGAAUUCACCUCCUCCUUAUCCUCGCUCUCCUCCCCAUCCUUUACUUCGUCCAGCUCUGCAAAGGACAUGAGCUCACCUGGGAUGCAAGCCCCCGUCACAGUCAGCAGUUCGUACGAGGUCGCAGCACAUUCCGACUCGCACAGCAGCGGGCUGGAAGCUGAGCUGGAGCACCUACGGCAGGCCCUGGACAGUGGCCUAGAUACAAAAGAAGCCAAAGAAAAAUUCCUCCAUGAAGUUGUUAAAAUGAGAGUGAAGCAGGAGGAGAAGCUCAAUGCUGCCUUGCAAGCCAAACGCAGCCUGCACCAGGAGCUGGAGUUCCUAAGAGUGGCUAAGAAAGAGAAACUGAGAGAAGCCACGGAGGCGAAGCGCAACUUAAGGAAAGAGAUUGAACGUCUGAGAGCUGAGAACGAGAAGAAAAUGAAGGAAGCCAACGAGUCUCGGAUACGACUGAAGAGGGAACUGGAGCAAGCCAGGCAGAUCCGGGUUUGUGACAAGGGCUGUGAAGCAGGCAGGCUCCGGGCCAAGUACUCAGCCCAGAUUGAGGACCUGCAGGUUAAGCUUCAGCAUGCGGAGGCUGACAGGGAGCAGCUCCGAGCUGACCUGAUGCAUGAAAGGGAGGCUCGAGAACACCUGGAAAAAGUAGUCAAGGAACUUCAGGAACAGCUGUGGCCUAAAUCAAGCAGUCAAGCCAGCAGUGAAAACACAAGCAGCACCAUUGAGAACUAA